Messenger RNA from Myxocyprinus asiaticus (Chinese sucker), 5026 nucleotides. RefSeq lists its product as uncharacterized. Lineage: Eukaryota; Metazoa; Chordata; Actinopteri; Cypriniformes; Catostomidae. Bases 279 to 1430 code for a protein of 383 amino acids. The transcript has 10 exons. The record is from RefSeq and is a predicted model, not a curated record.
GCAAACUUAUCUUCUCAGCUAGAGCAUAUAUCACAGGAAAAAUGGCAGAGUAGUUUUUCCAGAGUUAAUUUUUUUCCCCUCAAAAAUAGUUGUUUUUGCUCUAUUUUGAGUGUACAGAGUAAAAUGUGUCAGUAGAGUGGGAGCGAAAUUAAAGAGUAACUGUGACUCCUCCCCAAAAUUAUCCUCCCAAAGUUUAGUUUAUCCGCCAUUACUGUUCGUCACGGCCAUCGCGAUCGCUGCCGUUUGUGGGUUUAGAAGAGAAGUUGCGCUUCUACUGGAUGUUAAAGAUGCAAACCAACAAUGUUGUCAGAGUGAAGUUCAAAGAUAGCAAGAAAUAUAUUUUUUCUCCAACACCUUUUACAUUUCAGAUGUUUUUGGAAUGUGUGGUUUGUCUUCCUUCAGUUGCCAAGAAAUUUGAUCUUCCUACAAUGGACGUUAAAGUCUUUGAUGACUCGAAGACAGAAGUUGAUGAGGAAGCAUUUGAAUAUCUGCUGACACGACCAGACCUUGGUGUCCUAGAAAUUUUCAUCCCAGGCACAGCAAGUUUUGAUGAUUCUUUAAGCUCAAGCUCAUUAGGAGAUGCUGGGGGCACAUCAGAGUCUGAUGACACAGCAAUGUUGAUUAGAAGUCCUCCUGAAAAAAAUCGAGCUGAGGAACGUCGUCUUGCCCAAAUGGUCGAAGAUAUCCUAAAGAGCAGCCCUGGAGGCGAGAAGGUCAUAAAUGAAUACGCUCGCACUAAAAGUCUGUCAGAUGGCAGAAGACGUGACGUGGUGGAAAUCUUGGUAGCACAUUUGACAAAUGAACAUGGAACAAGCCCUUCCCGACGUUUGAAGGAAGAAUAUGCGAAGGGAAUCAUCUCCCUAUUCCCAUACUUGGCUGACCCCAGGAGCAAACUUGGUUAUGAGCAUUAUUACAAUGCAGAAGAUGGAAGUGGAUAUUUGGCAUGGAGAAUUAAAACGCUGCAGAAAGAAGGAUCAGAGGGAUGGAUGAAACGCCCACGGCAACCACAGACAGGUGGGCCAACUGCUGACAGGGAUCCCUACAAAGAAGACAGCUGGUUGAAUGAUGAACGUCAGUGUCAGGAAGCAAUUGCCCUGAUGAAGCAUACAGGUGAUGAGGCAGUGGUAAAGGAAAAGAUGAGGUUAACACUGGCCUAUCGCCAGAAGAUGCUGCACGACCCUAAAGAGGCACCUGAUAUUCUAUCCAUUUUCCCGCGAUUCAUGGAUAUACCAGGCUUGAUUGAUCAAGAUUUUGGACUUCUAUUUGGUGAUGCGACCUCUGCAAAGUUGUUGGAGAAGUGGUCUACCAACAUAAAACCACAGGUUAUUGCACAGAGCCGUGGCCUCACACAGACUAGUGAGCUCCAAGACCUCAUCCAAAAUGCUGAAGCCACUGAAGUUGAAGAAGGUAACUAUUGUGCUAUACCCUAAAUUGUUUUAGAGGAAGUUAUGCAUUCAUGAAAAGCAUAGCUUUAUUCAGAUAUAUAGAGUUUCAAUUUUGGUCACAACUUUACCCAUUAGACAUGCAUGAUUCAUAUGCAAGUUAUGCAACACAGACUUGCAAUGGGUAAACUGUUAGAAUGAUAAUUACCUGUUUCUCUAACAUUUCUACCCUGAUCUUUUCUCAAAGGCCUAGUACAGGAGUUGCAGAUUUACAGUUUGAAAUUGUUUUCAUUUGGGACGCAUGGUUGACAUGUUGUAGAUAAAGUUUAACUGUAUGACCGCAUUUCAGUAUCUGUAGAGGUUUCACCUUAAUUCAUCCACACAUCUGUUGUCAUCAAGACUUGGCCAUGAAUGUGCUGUUAAUACUGAAUCUGUGUGCAGUAUAAACUAAGGUACUGGAGUGGUUAAUGUAUUUAUACCAGCACAUCAUCCAAGUUGAAGUUAAGUUAAAAUGAGUAGGAGGGUAUGUUCAACCCCUUCUACCUAAAAACCAAACCUAAAAGCCUAUUUUUUAUUAUUUUUUUGUUUAUUUUGUUUUCCGUGUCUCCAGGUUAGGACAGCGAUAUGUCUUCCAUUCUGAUGCUGGUUCACCUUUUGCCACCCUCAAGUCAAGGCCGCAAAAGACCGGGAAAAAUCUCAGCUAGACAAGCAUGUGAUUGUCUUGUGAAAUUCAUAAAGACCGGAACCAGUAUCCAAGGGCACUUGGAUAGCAUUGGAGAGAGUCUCCAGCCAUAUCUACUUGUUGUUGGGCCGAAGAGAAGUAGGGUCCAGUCUUGUUUUAUUGUAAUUGACCAACAUGCUCUACCCUGUAAGGCCUCUAAUUCACUGGCCUGUGUUGAUGAGCUUUUCAAAGCUCACUUUGUCUUUGGCACCUCAUACUGUCAGGAAUUGACCAAUGUGUAUAGCUUUCUGCAAACCACUGUCUAUGACAUAGAUGUUGAAACCACCAAGGUGAAUCCCAGAGUGGCUGAGUUGAGAGCUAGAAUGCUCCAGUGAGCAGAUGAAUUGUUUCAUUUGUAAAAGGGGGCAUGCUAGUGCCAAUGCCCUUAUAAGGCACUUUAAGUUAGUUCAUGGCCUUUGUCCAGGAAAAAGUCUGAAGUUAAAAUGUGCUCUAAGAGGUUGUUCACAUGUUUACCAUAGUUUUUCUGGAUUACGAAAGCAUCUCAGCAAGUGUUGUGCAAUUGACAGUUCACGCACCGAUUAUGGUGAAAGCUCAUCCACCACCAACUCCAUUUCAUUAGGGGAUGUAGGUGUUUUACCAAACCAAAAUUCACCUUGUGAGUCUGUACUCUUAAAAACAAAUAUAGUAAACAGUUGUGCAACAGUGGUAGCUGAACUUAAAGUUGCUGGUGUCGCAGAGACAACUAUUAACUAUGUUGUUAGUGCUCUAGAAGAAGUGAUUGGAGACAUUCAUAGUCAAACUCAAGAAUCUGUGAAAAAUCUUUAGAGGAGCCCAUAAAGAGUGCUGUUGAGUCUCAAAUUGAUCAGUGUUUUGAAAAAAUGCAAAAUCCUUUUGUGGCAUUAAACACUGAGAGCAAGAGAAUGCAGUACUUUUCAGAGAAAUGGGGAAAAAAUAUAUCCUGUUGAAUAUGUUCUCGGAACAAGAUUUGCUACACGGCGUAACAGAACAACUGGAACUUAUGCCCAAACCAUUGUUAAGGAUAAAUUUGUAUAUAUACCAAUUCUUGAGACAUUACAGUCCAUUUAUAAGCACCCUAACAUUAAAGAUAUGAUGACGAGAGAUUCACAACAAAGACCAAAUUGUCUUUAUGACAUACACGAUGGACAAUUCUUUAAGAAUCAUGCGCUCUUCUCAAAACAAAGACAUGCAGUUCAGAUCCAGCUUUUUUUUUGAUGAAUUUGAAUGCUCAAACCCCCUUGGAUCAAAACGAGGAAUACUUAAGUUAGGAGCUAUCUAUUUUACCCUUAGAAAUAUUUCCCCUAAAUACAACUCGAGUUUACUAAAUAUCCAUUUAGUUGCUUUAUUUCAUGCACAAGAUAUCAAAACUUAUGGGUUUGAUAAAAUACUAGGGCCGCUUGUCCAGGAUAUCUCAACACUGGAAACCAAUGGAAUUCAGAUUCCUUUAUUUGAUCAUACAGUUUAUGGAACCAUUGUCCAAGUUACUGGUGACAACCUUGGUGUUCAUUCUUUAUUUGGUUUUGUGGAAUCGUUUAGUGCUAGGUACUGUUGCCGCUUUUGCCUACUAGAGAAAGAAGACUUUCAGACAGAGUUCAGUGAAGAUAGUCCAAAGAUGUCAGUGCGAACUAAAGAACUUCAUGCUGAACACUGUCAGAAUAUGCAGAGCAAUCCCAGUCUACCUUAUGUAAUGGGAGUAAAAAAGUCUUGCCUUUUAAAUUCUUUGCAAUAUUUCCACACCACUGCAAAUUUUUCGGUUGAUAUCAUGCAUGAUAUAUUAGAGGGGGUUGCACAAUAUGAGAUGAAAUUACUUAUUCAGCACCUGAUUGACAAUUACACCACAUCAGCAGAAGUACACAGACGAAUUCAGAGUUUUAAUUAUGGCUUCAUGGAACAAAACAACAAACCUCCUGGUGUAGCAUUAAGAGAGGGUUCCAAUGACCUGGGCUUAAAUGCCACUCAGAGCUGGUGUUUACUGCGUCAUCUACCCAUUAUGUUUGGAGAUCUUGUGCGUCCUAAUGAUCAGCACUGGUAUUGUUCAUUUUUAUUGCUUCAGAUAGUCAAUAUAGUGUUUUCUUCAGUUAUAUCCACUGGUAUCACCAUUUAUUUGAAACACCUGAUUGCAGAGCACCACAGUUUGUUUAAGCAUUUGUUUCCUGAUAAGAACUUGUUGCCAAAGCAUCAUUUUAUGGUGCAUUACCCCAGUUGUAUGCAGAAAAUUGGACCACUGCUACAUUGUUGGUGCAUGCGUUACGAAGCGAAGCAUAACUUUUUUAAAAAGCAGUUGAAAAGCUUUAAAAACAUAACGAAAACAUUAGCAAAGAAACACCAGUGCCAAAUGGCUUACAUUUGGCAAACAUUUGAUCCAAAUGACAUGAAAUUAGGUCCUGGGAAAAUGGCCCCCUUGAAUGAAAUGGAAGUUGGUGCUGAGAUGGCUGAGAAACUUAAUGUACCUAUGUGGACUAAGGUCCUAAAUGUGAAAUGGGUCAAGCGCUGUGGAAAUACUUAUCGGUUAGGGUUAGCGGUUUGUGUUCAAGUUCAGAAUGACAUGCCUGUAUUUCAUGUAAUCCAGAAUAUUGUUAUCAAAGAUGAGCAGGUCCUUUUGAUAACAACUGCACUGAAAACGUUUUGUUUAGCUGAACAUAUCCAUGCUUACAAAGUUGCACAUACCACAGAAGCACCUUCUGUUUUGGAGAUUACGGAUAUUUUGCACAAGUUGUUUGACAUUCUGAUGUCUUAUGGUUGUGAUUCUGAUUUGUAUAUUGUACCAUAUUGUUUCAUGUAAUUCUUCUUCGUCUUCUCCCUUACAUUAUCACUAUCACAAUUUAUUUUUAUUUUUUUUUGUAUUAUUGUUUUCAUUAUUUAUUUUUUUAUGAUCACAAGUGAAUUAAGUGUAAGUGUAAUAUUGUUUAAACAGGUACUUGAAAAAUAAAAUUGUGAGACAUGA